AAUAGAAAGUUUAUUUUUAUUUAUUUAUUAUAUUUGUUUAUCAUGCAGUUUUAAGUUUAGUUAAAAAUGCGUAUAUAUUGAGCGAGGUGAAGUGUUUUUUCCAUUCCAAAAGUGUGGUACACUAAUAACGAAAAGAUGUCUUUCGAAAUUAAUGGUAAUUCUGCAACAAUUACUAAGCGAAGAAGUAGAGAUAAGUCCAACAAUCAAAUGCCAAAAUCGCAAAAAAACGGCUUCCAGACGCCCAACUAUAAUAACCUAUCGCCACCCCUAAACGCUUUUCCCAACCGAAACAUUCCAGAACAUGCACCCUACUAUUUUCCGGUUACAUAUCAACAUCAUAUGACGACUGAGCCAAUGUCACUACCUGUCUAUCCACUUGGAUGCCCUACGAUUCCCUAUUCGGCCAAUCCUAAUCUUCACCCUCGUGGCUACGUCAACAACGCGACAAAGUAUCCUUUCCAAAAUAACGAAGAGUACGCCAGUCUACCAAUCGGUAACUUUGGUGGUCAAAACGACGGUUCUUUAGACAAGCGAAGGUUCUCCGAUCCUGGUCUACCAUUUGAUAGCGAUUCGAGCACCAAUUCUUUAGACGAUCGUAUAGUUCAUAAGCUAACUCAGCAAGUUCACGCCUUGAAAGAGAAUAAUCGCAAGUUAAAUCGGGAACUUGUCGAAAUGAGAAUUGAGCUGAACAUGUUGAAGCAACAGCAAAGUUCAAGACAUUUUGACCGAGACUAUGAGCCUGGGAUGCUUGCCGAAAUCAUUAAGGAGAUAAGGGACGCGGCGAGAGUUCGUGAGGAUGCCUUGCUUGCCAAAGUGAAACACAUGAUCGAGGAGCGGCAGUUUAAUAUGAAUCAGAUGACGAUCAACGCCGAAAAGACUCGCAAUAAUGAACGCAUCGCGAAAUUGGAGGAGCAGUUAAAGAAUCUCGCCCUCACCCAAACGAGAUCUGAUGAUAGCGCAUCCGUUCCGACGACGUACGCCAGCAAUACUGAUGAUGGUCCGAAUUCUGCAAGGCAAGUAAUCGAAUUGGAGCGAGAAGCUUUAGUCUUACGUCGAGAAUUACAAGAUGCAAGAGCCAAAAAGGAAGAGACUGACAAAAAGUUCAUACAGUUGGAAAAGAAGUUGGAGACUCUCUUGCAUCAUAGCGAAUCGAUCGCUUGCGACGCUUCCGAAGACGGAAAGGCUUCAAACUCGUCCAGUCCCUUUUCUUUUCCUAUAUUAUCAUCUGUUCCUCCUCCCAUACCGCAAAGAGUUACAUUAACCGGCCCCGUCACCGAUUUAUAAAUUGAACCUUAAAUCUCACGGUAGACUCACUAGCUGUAAUUACAAUGAAUCUAAUUAGUGGCCAUAAAGUAACAUAGUGUUGUGAUAACAUUCCAUCCAUUAGUGUGACUAUUUAUUUUUCAUGUUGUCAUUUAGUGUACGUAAAGUUAAAUCAAUACGUAGAUGUGGAAAACUGAGUGCCUAACUAGGUGCUCAAGUGAGGGCCUAUCAAAUAAUAUUACUUAUCACUGUUGGUAGAACUAAGUUAGGUGGUGUACAGAUUUUAAGUUUUUGCCUUAAAGGCUUGGCCAUUUGUAUGACUGAUUGUCCGUUUGCAAUAGCGUCCACGAUUUACGUGAGCGGCAAGUAAAAGGCGGGAAAUGAAUUACGAACCCGUUGCAGUGUUGUUUGGUUAUUACAAAUUUCACCAAGUACUUUUUGAAACACUGCAAACAGAUGCAAACUCCUCCUACUCGAUUAUCUGUUCGUAUACCUACAUUCUUUCACUAUCCUACCUUUAUAUACACAUUAACAUAUAAUAAUUUGUUUAUAGACACCGUCAACAUCCGAUUAGGUGCGCUUUUGAUAUCAAAAUCUGACGCAUGGCAACACUGCAACUCGUUUCCGUAAAAAUGAGUACAAACGCAGCAUAAAACCAAUCGGCUGCACUGUAUAUUGUUUUACGUUAACAAUAACUAAUAGAAUUAAGCAAUAAAAAGAGUUAGUUGUUCACACACUCAAUUACCCUUACAGUACGUUAAGCAAAUAUAUUUUUAUAACAUUU
Photinus pyralis (common eastern firefly) is the source of this 2047-nucleotide messenger RNA. RefSeq lists its product as uncharacterized. The coding region runs from base 136 to 1284 and encodes 382 amino acids. The transcript is spliced from 4 exons. The record is from RefSeq and is a predicted model, not a curated record. NCBI's taxonomy places the organism in Eukaryota, Metazoa, Arthropoda, Insecta, Coleoptera, Lampyridae.